Molecule: messenger RNA, 1345 nt
Organism: Humulus lupulus (European hop)
Lineage: Eukaryota; Viridiplantae; Streptophyta; Magnoliopsida; Rosales; Cannabaceae
Product: auxin-induced protein 6B-like
Exons: 1
Coding region: 87-551 (154 amino acids)
Biological process (GO): response to auxin
Source: RefSeq, a predicted model, not a curated record
UUAGUCAAAUACACAUAUUACCCAAAACGGCAACCUUACCGUAAAACGUUUUUCGACGAAAGCUUCUCUUCUCUUUCGAUUUCGAAAUGACGACUACCGGAUUCGCCAAAUGCAGCAAAAUCCGCCACAUUGUCCGGCUCAGGCAAAUGCUACGGCGGUGGCGCAACAAGGCCAGGAUAUCAGCCAACAAGACACCGUCCGAUGUUCCGGCGGGACACGUGGCGGUUUGCGUGGGCAGCAGCUGCAGGAGAUUUGUGGUACGCGCUUCGUACCUGAACCACCCGGUGUUCAAGAAGCUCUUGCACCAGGCCGAGGAAGUGUACGGGUUCGGCCAGCACGGCCCGCUCGCCAUCCCCUGCGACGAGUCGCUCUUCGAAGAUGUGCUCCGAUACAUUUCCCGAUCUGAGUCGGGGAACGCUCCUAACUCGACUCGGUUUCUGAAUCUCGAGGACUUUCAGAGAUAUUGCCACGUCGGCAUCAGGUCAAACAUCGAUUACUGUGCCGAUUCUCGGCCGUUGCUUCAGGGAUUGACGGAGAAAACUAUUUGGUGAGAGACCAGUUAAUAAAAUAUUAAUAAUAAUAAUAAUAAAGCCAACCCAAUCUUAACUCAGUUGAGUUGGUUUUAUUAUAUAUAAAUUGGUACCAAACACAAAACUUAAAAAAAAAAAAAAAAAAAGAAUGAUCUUGUUCUGACCCGGGUGACUCAGUCCGAGUUUGCUCGCUCGACGAAUAUGAAGGCCUCCUCCACCUCCAUUACGGGAUCAAAAUCGAGUUCAGUUCAGGUGAACACACGCGACGGUUGAUGAGCAUAUUUCCUUUACCAGUUUAUAUGUAUUGGUAAAAGUGAAUUAUGGUUUUCUUUUUCAAAUUUUAUUAUACAUACAAAUAUUAUUUGUUUCGGUUCUGGGCUGUGAGUUACUGAGCCGAGUGACCGAGUUACUAAUAAUAAGCUUCGACGAAUGCUAUGGAGAUGGCAAAGCGAGUGGGGAAGUUAUCCACCGAGUCGUCCCGGGUUCGAAGAAACGGAGAUGAGGAUGCGAUCGGACCUUUUUUUUUUUUUUCUUCAGAGAAGUACAUUACAAAGUACAAACAAGAAAGAGAAAGAAAAUAAUAAUAAUAAUGACCCUUCUGUGUCAUUUUUCUUUUUCUUUUUCUUUUUGUAAAUCAUGUAAUUUAUUGAUUAAUCAAGGAAAAAAUAUUGUAGAGAAAAAAAAACUAUUCUUGUUUAUUUUAACCAAAAAUAUAUAUAUUUAAACAGGUAAUAUAUGUAUAUUUUAAUGCAUUUUGAGUCCAGUAUGUACUUUUAUUUUUAUUUUGAUUUAAUUUUUAUGCAUAUCAAUCCUUG